UUUCGCAUGAUGGAGACUGAUGGAAUUAACAUGCUGACGCUUUGUUUUAUGGACAACACUCCAUUGGAUCUGCAGGAGAGACCAAUAGAUUGUCACCAGAACUACAGGGUGUCCCUAAAAGUUGUUGAGGUCACAGAGCAUGGGCGAGAUGACCUGUCGUGGUAUUGCCAAAAUUCUAUCUGCCGAAGUGGAGGAGACGCAGUUGUGAUGGCUCGGUCUCAGGCCCAGGACGCCAUUCGAUGUCAGUACUGUGAGGAGGAACCGGCUCUAUUCCACUGUGUUCCCUGUGGAGAUGAACUUUGUCCUCGCUGUAAAACCUUUCACCUUAAAAGCAAGGUUCCCUCGGGACACAACAUCAUCCCUAUUUCCGAGAGACUCCACCCCACAGACAUGGUCAGAAUGUGUGAAAGUCACCCGUCCAAAUCAUAUGAUGCUUCCUGUGAAGACUGUCAAGUACCGGUCUGUAUUUUGUGCAUUCAAGAAAUUCACAAUAAACAUGAUAUCGGGAAAAUGCAGGAUAUGUACGAGAAACAAAAGGCCAUAGCCAUAACAGAACUGUCUGAAAUGAAAACACAAAAGAGGACAGAUGUCAUACAAAGAAUUAAAGAUGUCGAAAAUGGAGAAUUACGGAUAAAUACUUGCCAUGAAGAUAUGGAGAAAGCGAUGAAGAAACAAGCCAAGGAUUUUAUAGAUCAUAUCAGCGCCAUUUUGAAUGAAGCUCUAGAUGAGUCUAAGUCAGACAAAAUGAAAAAUCUCAACAAAUUAUUACAACAUAAAGCCGAGUUAGAAGAAUAUAAACAGAACCUAGAACAUGUCAUUGAGAAACUAGAAGACCUUACAGAGUCAAGUCCUCCUGCUGACCUCAUCCUGUACCGGAAACAAAACCCUGAUGUGGUCAAGCAGUUAAAAUCUCCAGACAAAAUUGUAACUACUGAUCCCACGUUCACGACCGGCCAGUUUGACAAAACUCGGAACCAGAAACAGUUUGGACAAAUGACCAAAAGUCAGCUUACGCAAGUGAAGGCAGAUGAUAAGAUACAAGACACACAGACAAAAAAGAAGGAUAUCCCAGAUACCCAAAAGUUACCAGUGAAGUAAGAUGAAGAAAUAGGU
Ostrea edulis (European flat oyster) is the source of this 1113-nucleotide messenger RNA. RefSeq names its product E3 ubiquitin-protein ligase TRIM71-like. Gene Ontology annotation, molecular function: zinc ion binding. NCBI's taxonomy places the organism in Eukaryota, Metazoa, Mollusca, Bivalvia, Ostreida, Ostreidae. The transcript is spliced from 3 exons. The record is from RefSeq and is a predicted model, not a curated record. Bases 7 to 1098 code for a protein of 363 amino acids.